Messenger RNA from Alosa alosa (allis shad), 2546 nucleotides. RefSeq lists its product as uncharacterized. The record is from RefSeq and is a predicted model, not a curated record. The transcript has 4 exons. The coding region runs from base 431 to 1708 and encodes 425 amino acids. NCBI's taxonomy places the organism in Eukaryota, Metazoa, Chordata, Actinopteri, Clupeiformes, Clupeidae.
GACCACCUUUUCGUUUCAUUAACAAAAAGUAAUGUAACAUUAUUUUGCAUUGAAUAGCUUAAUUUUGUUGGUUAGCCUACGUUAUUUACGCUUGCUCGUUUCACAUCAAGCUACGGAAAUGGCUAGCAAAUUGGCUGGCUAACGUGGCGUAUGCAACCUUCUAACUCUAUGAAAUCUUGAGCGCUUUGAUGUUAGUGAUUUUACUUGUAUGUUUUUUGAAACCAUGUCUUUCGUGUCUCUCUUUUAUAGUUUUGACAAAGUAACCUUGAUAUCAAACCAUUCGCUGACGUUAAUAGUUUGGCUAAUUCACUACUGGUACCUUAGAAUACGGGACAAGGGGCGUCUUUGGCAGGGGUAUCGAAAGUUUUUAAUGUUAACGAUGUCUCCCCUGUGAUGGUGGCACUCCUCAUCGCACCCAGGCUCUGACUCCAUGCUGCUCCCAGCCUGCCCCGCGUGUGUGCGCCAGACCCUGGCCAUGACCCUCCACCCUCUGGUCACCCUCUCCCCUGUGCUGGGGCUUCUCAGCCUGCAGGUCCUCUCCGUGGGCAGCACCACACCCACCAUAGUGGACAUGCGUCACGCAGUUGCAGACGGCGCAAACUGUACAAACCUGUGCAAUAGCCCCUCUUGUGACUGGUCUCUGUAUAGAGCAGAUCAAAAAGUAUGUUUACUUUUGAAGUGUCCCAAACUUGAAGAUUGCAAACAUGCCACUGUUGAAGAUCUUUUAAGUCAAGGUGCCGAUAUUGAAUCUAGAAGUGAGCUUGAUCCUCAUUCCAUCAGCUCCAACCCCUCGCAGCCCCUUGUAAGCCUCACAGCCCAGCCAGUAGAUGCUGUACCCCUCAAGAUGAUGCAGAGCACUUUAAGUCCUCAAGGUUCUUUGGGUCUACAACAGCAUGAGCCAAGCAGAAACCAGGAUUCAUUAGCAGGAGCCAACAACACAUCUAGUGAGACUGUUAAUAGUGCUUAUAUCAACAAGGAUCACUCAAACACCUCUACUUCUGAACAACCCAGGGCCACCACCACAAGUAUCACCUCCAGACCUACUACAAAUGAAAAGGUCUCCAUAGUCAUAUCAACAACCACCACUGCCACAACAACAGCCGCCACAACAACCUCCUCCCAAACUACCAGCUCAACCACAGCACCGCCCACUAAGAGCACUGCAAGGAAAGCCAAUGAAACAAUAUUAUCUUCAACUACCCUUAGCAGCACAUCAAAGCCAGCAACUACCACUACUCAGACAUCACCUUUGCCGACAACUAUCAUGACCACUACCACCCCUCCUACUCCACCACGUGCACCUUCUACAAAAUUGCCUCAAAUGCCCAGCUCACCACCACCAAAACCACCUGUAACCACACAAAUGGUCACAAAAGCUGUCGAAGAGAAGCCAUCGCCAACCACUCAGAAAGUCUUCAAUCCACCUACUGCGUCUGAGAGCCCUGUAGCUCUGACCACUUCUCCCGAGUCUGUAACCAAAGGGCCAGUCAGCAACACGAGUAAAGGCAUUGUAGGCAUCCCCAUGGGACCUUUCAGCGGUCGUCUGGUGGACACCAGCUCUCUGCUGGCAGUGCUCCUGUUUGGUCUGUUGUUCUUUGUGGUGACUGUAGUCCUGUUCCUCACGCAGGCGUAUGAGAGCUACAGAAGGAAGGAUUACACCCAGGUGGAUUACCUGAUCAAUGGAAUGUACUCUGACUCAGGGGUCUGAUGUAGGAAAUACGUUUACGCUGCAUUGUGGCUAUAAUUGGUCUAAUUUGAACAGGGAAAACAUCAGGUUUGCAACCUCUUCAAUCACAAACUCACUUGUCCUUAAGGUACUAAUGUGACAAGAUACAUAAAGAGAUUGCAUACUGAUCUGUAGUGGGAUAACACCGUAAUCAUUUCAGCCUCUGAAUGCUUAUGAGAGAAUUGUGGGCCAAUGUGUGAUUACAUGAUGUAUACAUUUAUUUUUUUAUGAUAUGCAUUUUUUUCUAUGCAGAGGAUGCUUCCACUUUGUACUCAUGGCACAUAGGACGAAAGCCUUAGUAUUGACUUCAUAUUUUCUUGAUUGAAUGUCAUUUCAUAAAGUUCUGUAGUGCAAUAUGUGGAGAUGUCAUGUUAUAUUAAGGUCCAGUAUUUCCAUUCCACAGCAAAUAAUUUUGUUUUGCACUAUUUGUCUUUUUUUUCAAAGUGUGAUUAGUCAGUUGACUACUCAAGGAGUACAUUAAUAAUGGAUGCUUUUUGAUUCUGGUCAUCACCAGGUUAUUUUUGUUGUUUACCAUUUCACUCCUUGGAUUGAGAUUGGAUGCCAAAACAGUCACUGUGGAACUGAAGCACAUCGUUGUUAAGCUAAGGGAAUUGUGUAGCCAUUAUGAACCACGUUUCCAGGAGCCAGAGAAGUUAGUUUGCUCUCCAGAUUAAACUCUGGCGUUUGGGAAGUCUUAUGAGGAGGAAAGAUACAGGUGUGGUAGCCUGUUUUGUGCCAAGUCUUUCAAGUCUUAACUAAAUGCACUUCUGCAAAUUAAAUGUACUUUACAACAAAAUAAUAAAGACUAAAUUGGCAGAUA